Prinia subflava (tawny-flanked prinia) is the source of this 2338-nucleotide messenger RNA. RefSeq names its product calcium regulated heat stable protein 1 (gene CARHSP1). The transcript has 4 exons. The record is from RefSeq and is a predicted model, not a curated record. Gene Ontology annotation, molecular function: mRNA 3'-UTR binding. NCBI's taxonomy places the organism in Eukaryota, Metazoa, Chordata, Aves, Passeriformes, Cisticolidae. Gene Ontology annotation, biological process: regulation of mRNA stability. Gene Ontology annotation, cellular component: cytoplasm. The coding region runs from base 16 to 861 and encodes 281 amino acids.
CCGGGCUCUCCGGCCAUGCCAUCCUCUCCUGAACACCGUUUCCACUCGACUGCUGUGGUUUCAUUUUCGGGCCGGCGUUCUCGGGCCCGCAGACCCCGGACAAGCCGCGGCGCUGUUGGCGAGCCGGGAACCCCCGGCGGGGCGGAGCGGGGCCGGGCGGGGCGGAGAGGAACGGGGCGGAACGGGGCUCCCCGGACCUGCCCUCCCCUCCUCUCCCCGGCCCUCCCCAGCCCGAAGCGGGGCGGAGCGGGGCUCUCCAGCCUUCCCCUCCCCUCCCCGUCCCUCCCCUCCCCGGCACAGCGCCGGGGCCAGCCCGACAGCAGCCCGGGAGCGGGGCCGCCAGCCCGUCCUGCCCAGCCCUGCCCUGCCCAGCCCUGCCCAGGCUCUCCUCAGGCCUCAGGAAUGUCUUCUGAGCCCGCUUCGUCCUCCUCGCAGCCGUGCCCUGCCUCCCCGCCGUCGCCCAGCUCGCUGCACCUGCCGGAGGGCCGGCGGCCGCGGGAGCGCUCCCCGUCGCCCAUGAGGGGGUACCUGAUCCCCAGCCCGCUGCCCACCCGCCGCACCCGGACCUUCUCCGCCACGGUGAGAGCGUCCGAGGGGCCCAUCUACAAAGGGGUCUGCAAGUGCUUCUGCCGCUCUAAGGGCCACGGCUUCAUCACCCCCGCCGACGGAGGGCCCGACAUCUUCGUGCACAUCUCAGACAUCGAAGGCGAGUACGUUCCCGUGGCCGGCGACGAGGUCACCUACAAGAUGUGCACCAUCCCCCCCAAGAACGAGAAGCUGCAGGCAGUGGAGGUGGUGAUCACUCACCUGGCCCCUGGCACCAAGCACGAGACGUGGUCGGGCCAUGUCAUCAGCUCCUGAGGUGUCCCCUGAGGGCGGCUGCUGCCAGCAUGGUGACAGCUGGCUGCAGGACCUGGCUGAAGAGUAUUGUGUGUGAGGAAAUACUGCAUUGUCAAUAAAGAAGAAGCAGGCCAAAAUUACCAUUUUUUACAGCUGGCCUGAUUUAAAAAAAAAAAAAAAAGGCAAUUCAAAUGCUAAUGAAAAAAAAUCUAGCCUAAUGUGUUUACAAGAAAUGUGUUUAAAGAGACCUAGUUUGUGUGCUUGGUGGAGGAGGGGAGGUUUGGGUUUUCUUUUGUCUUGUGAACUGAUUCCAGGAAAUGCCCAGGGGAAGGGGGAGAGGUUUCCAGGAGAGCUCUUCUGGUGCAGAUGGUCAAGCACAACUCAGCCCUGGGUGUUGUGUGAGCCCUGUGCUCCCUUGGGCUGCUCUUCUGGGGCCGCAGUACCUUUAUUGCUGAUAACAGUGCCUGAAUGCCUAGGCUUGACAGACAGAGGUGUUCUUUGCUGAUCUGUUUUCCUCAUGGAAGGAAGUUCACAAACAGAGCAGCUGCCACAGGGUGGAAAAUCUCCACCAGGUGGUUGUGCUCCAGUGCCCAUCGGGUGCACCACUGCAAACGGUGUGGCUGCACUGGUGUGGAAACUGUGAUGGACUGGUAAAGCUGAGGUUGAUUGUGAAUUUACUUAGGUGCCUUGAUGGUUGAUUUUAUAGGCCAAUAUUAAAAAAAAAAAAAUCCACCCCAAAUUUAAAUUUGCUUCAAGGUAAGUGGUAGACAACUGUAGAGUAGUGGAUACUUCAUAGCCUCUGAUUGUGUCUGAAUUUUGACAAGGCUGAAGAGUUGCCUUUAGGCUGCGUGCCACUGGGCAGGCAGCACACCUGCACUGCUGCACAGCAGGCUGUGCUGCCCAGCUGCCCGUGUGUAGAAUUCUGAGUUACUCAGCAGGCUCAGCUGUCUUGGUGAAGUAGAUUCUGUGUCUGUUUCCCUGGCAAACUCGCUUGGUAGGAUGUGAUAGGGCCACCCUUCCCCAGACUCUUCAUGUAGUUGUAGUGCUACUAAGUUGGUUUUGUUCCUAUUUGCCUUCCUUUAUUUUCAAAUGAAGCAUUUUUCUCUGUUACGUUCCUAACAGUGGAUUUUUAUUGACUUUGCAAAUAAAAGAUAAAAAAAAGGCACAGCUCUUGUUGUACAAAACGGUGCAGCUUCAGUUGUGUAUUUGGAGCUUCACCAAGAGGUGCUCGCUGUCAGGACCUGUCCUGAGCCUUUCACAGCAGCUGCUCUGUUCCAGGCGUGAUGUGGUGACAGCACAGGGCUGUGGGCUCAGGAACUGCUGUGCUGCCUUGUUGUCCCUUAGCUGUACCUGUGUUACACCAUGCUGUAGUGGGGUUUGGGUUUGGUUUUGUUUUUUAUGACCCACAAGUCUUGGUCGUGGUGGGUUUAUCACUGUGCAGCUUGUUGGAGUAUCACCCCUGCUUUCUUUACAAUAAAUGUAACCAUUUCAGUGCGUU